UCGUCCUAAAGGCCGUUUUUAUUGGAUUAGAUGUAGAUCUAGAAUGGUAGAUUCUAGGUCUAAUCUAGUGUUACACUCUAUAGACCUAAGUAACAUUAAUACGAUAACACGAUUGAACGAUGAUCUAAGCCAGCCAUGGAUUUUAUUAACGAGUCUGCUGCCCAUAGUUCUGCUGCUUGUGUCUGGGUGUUGGGCUCAAGAAGCCAGCAAAGCCGCCCGAGACAUUCUCGGCUCCCUACAAGACGUUGUUGCCAACAUUCAAGACUACAUUGGAGAUAAGAACAAGGGAUGCUUCUUUGAAUGCCCAAAUGGUAAGAAACCCAAGGCUAACCCUGACCACAAACCAUCAUCCAAUGGGUGUGGAGCUUUCGGCAUCCAGUUGGAUGAGCACAUCCAGAUGAAAGAGGUGACCUCCUGCUGUAACAAACACGACAUUUGUUACGACACGUGCAACAAAUCCAAGGACAACUGUGACACCAAGUUCAAGGACUGUCUUCUUGAUGUUUGUAAGAAUAAGAAAAAAUUGUUGACCAAAGAAGUUUACCAAGCCUGUCUUUCAUCCGUGGAUAUGAUGUAUGCUGGCACCGUGGCGCUGGGAUGUAAGCCUUACAGGGAAGCCCAGAGAAAUGCGUGUAUAUGUAAGCCUGUCAAGACGGAAUUAUAACAUGAACUUUUAGAAUGCCUGUGUAUGUAAGUCUGGCAACAAAGUGAUACCAUAAAAAUAUUUGGCAUUAUUUUAUUUAUAUGUA
This is a messenger RNA of Physella acuta, 749 nucleotides long. RefSeq names its product group XIIA secretory phospholipase A2. Gene Ontology annotation, biological process: arachidonate secretion; lipid catabolic process; phospholipid metabolic process. Lineage: Eukaryota; Metazoa; Mollusca; Gastropoda; Physidae. Gene Ontology annotation, cellular component: extracellular region. The record is from RefSeq and is a predicted model, not a curated record. Gene Ontology annotation, molecular function: calcium ion binding; A2-type glycerophospholipase activity.